Fomitopsis serialis is the source of this 1599-nucleotide messenger RNA. RefSeq names its product MFS general substrate transporter. Lineage: Eukaryota; Fungi; Basidiomycota; Agaricomycetes; Polyporales; Fomitopsidaceae. Gene Ontology annotation, biological process: transmembrane transport. The transcript is spliced from 9 exons. The coding region runs from base 1 to 1599 and encodes 532 amino acids. Gene Ontology annotation, molecular function: transmembrane transporter activity. Gene Ontology annotation, cellular component: membrane. The record is from RefSeq and is a predicted model, not a curated record.
AUGCCUUCCUCGGAGACUCCGAGCGUGACGGCGUCGCCACCGGCCGCCAGGAAACAGCUCAGCUCGCUCUCGUCCGCGCGCAAGCUCACGCUGCUAGUCAUCUUCUGCUUGGCACAGUACAUCGACUCGUUCAAUAUCUCCGCGCUGUUCGCAGCAACUCCGCCUAUCUCGGUGGACCUGGACAUCUCGAACGCGGUGUCAGUGUGGACGACGAGUGCAUAUCAGCUCACGUUCGCGGCAUUUUUGCUCACCAGCGGUCGCUUGAGUGACUUGUACAGUCCGAAGUAUGUGUUCCUCGCGGGAGCAUUCAUCAUCUCCUUUACUUCGCUUGGAUGCGCGUUCGUCCGAGCGCAAGUCCCACUGUUCCUCCUACGAGCGUUCAUGGGGGUCGGAGCCGCGUUGAACAUCCCAUCUGCUAUGCAGAUCAUCGUGCGGAUGUUCCCCACGCCGCACGUCCAAUCGAAAGCAGUAGCUGCCUUUGCUGGAUCGGCUGCCCUCGGCAACGUAUCUGGCCUGAUCAUCGGCGCAGCUCUAGUCUCUUUUGCAUCAUGGCCGGCAGUGUUCUACUUCAUUACCGUGAUUUGCUUCCUUAUGGGUGCCCUUGUGACUGUCCUGCUCCCGUUCUCGCGGAACCACGAUAACAACACGGGAUCCCGCCUUGAGACGUUGAAGAAGGUCGACAUUGUUGGUGUUUCGCUACUGACAGCUGCGCUCGUGCUCUUCGUGUUUGCAGUCACGGACGGAGCGGCCGUCGGGUGGGCCAAGGCUGAGACCCUCGCGCCUUUGGUUAUUUCAGUUUUUCUGGGAGUCGGGUUCUUCGUCUGGGAAGCACACAUCCCGGAGGAACGUGCUGCAGUACCGCCGAAGAUGUGGAACUACGAGAACUUCACGAUCAUCGUGAUUCUGGGCCUGCAGCCACGCAUGUGGUGGGCGUCUGUGCAGCUCUUGUACUCCUGGUUCUAUCAAGAUGCGCUCGGGUGGUCGACCAUCUACACCGCCGUCCACUUCCUACCCGUGGGCCUCGUAUCCAUUCUUUUCAUGGCCUUCACGAGCUUCCUGCAACAGCGAUUCCGACUGAAGUGGGUCAUGCUCGGUGGGCAGCUGCUGGUGCUCUCCGGCACUAUCCUCCUCGCCUUCGGAGGUUCGGCGGCGAAAUACUGGCCCUUCACCUUCCCCGGCUUUUGCCUGGGCACAGCGGGCACGACGAUUCAUCGCGCUCUUCGCCGUUACUCCGCCCACAUCGCGGCGACAGUCGGCUCCAUCCUGACGGCGUCGUCGCAGUUCGGGAGCGCCGCAGGCACAGCCAUCAUCACGUCCAUCCAGACCACCGUCCAACAGACGCACGGUGGCCCGAACAGCUUCUCCGGGCGCGCCGCUGGCCUGUGGUUCAUCGUGGGCAUGACAGCGGCGGAGACGCUCUCUCUGCUGUUCUUCAUGAAGAACGUCGUUGCGCCUGGUCGUGAUCGGAGAAAGGCUGCGGUGGAGGCUGCUGAGGCUGUCGAGCAAGUUGUUGACGCAGAUGAGAAGAUCACGGAAGAAAAGAGGGCGGUAGACAAGGAGGAGACGACCGCGGAGGACCCGGUGGACUACAUAGAGUGA